ACAUACCAUGGAAGUUUCUUGAUGCAUUUUGUGAUCGUCUUAUAGAACCACAUAUUUUCUCUUUGUGACCUGUCACGAUUAUAUUCCAGCCAAGUCAGAUUUUCUAUAACUCCCUCACACUCUCCUCGUGUAAGCUCACAAUCUCCGAGCAGCAAAUCUAGCACACUAGCAAGACGGAGAGCUCAGAGCCAUUGAGGCCGGCCAUGGAGGAGCUUAUUAGGCUUGUGUUGCCAGUUUCCGUCCUUGUCUUGGUCUCCGCUGUGUAUCUCUACUUCACGGUCCUGGGCAACCGCUCCCGGCAGCGGAUGCCGCCUGCGCCGCCGGGGUGGCCGGUGAUCGGGCAUCUGCACCUGCUCUCCGGCAUGCCCCACCACACGCUCGCCGAGCUAGCCAAGGCCAUGCGCGCGCCGCUGCUCCGGCUGCAGCUCGGCAGCGUCCGGGCCGUGGUGAUCUCCAAGCCGGAGCUGGCGCGGGCUGCGCUCACGACCAACGACGCCGCGCUGGCGUCGCGGCCGCACCUCCUGUCGGGGCAGUUCCUCUCCUUCGGGUGCUCCGACGUCACGUUCGGGCCGGCGGGGCCGUACCACCGCAUGGCGCGGCGGGUGGUCGUGUCGGAGCUCCUCUCCCCGCGCCGCGUCGCGACGUACGGCAGGGUCCGGGUCGGCGAGCUCCGGCGUCUCCUCGCGCGCCUAACCAGGAGCGCCUCCUCGCCGGCGGCGGUGCCCGUCGACCUCAGCGAGUGCUUCCUCCACCUCGCCAACGACGUGCUCUGCCGCGUCGCGUUCGGGCGCCGCUUCGCCCACGGCAAGGGGGACAAGCUCGGCGCGGUACUCGUCGAGGCGCAGGACCUCUUCGCCGGGUUCACCGUCGGCGACUUCUUCCCGGAGCUCGAGCCCUUCGCCAGCACCGUCACAGGCCUCCGCCGCCGCCUCAAGAACUGCCUCGCCAACCUCCGCGAGGUCUGCGACGAGAUCAUCGACAACCACAUCAGCGGCAAGCGCCAGCGCGUCCCCGGCGACCGCGACGAGGACUUCGUCGACGUCCUCCUCCGCGUCCAGAAGUCGCAGGACCUCGAGGUUCCCCUCACCGACGACAACAUCAAGGCCCUUGUACUGGACAUGUUCAUCGCCGGCACGGACACGUCAUCCGCGACGCUGGAGUGGGUGAUGACCGAGCUGGUGCGGCACCCAUGGAUCCUCAAGAAGGCGCAAGACGAGGUGCGGCGAGUCGUCGGCGACCGGGGCGCCGUGGAGGAGUCGGACCUCGGCGAGCUCCACUACAUGCGCGCCGUGAUCAAGGAGACCUUCCGCCUCCACCCGGUGGUGCCGCUGCUGGUGCCGCGGGAGUCCGUGGCUCCCAGCAAGCUCGGCGGCUACGACAUCCCGGCCGGGACGCGCGUGUUCAUCAACACCUUCGCCAUGGGCCAGGACCCGGAGAUCUGGGACAAACCGACGGAGUUCUCGCCGGAGCGGUUCGACAACGGCGGCGGCGACAUCGACCUCAAGGACCCGGACUUCAGGCUGCUGCCCUUCGGCGGCGGCCGGAGGGGGUGCCCCGGGUACUCGUUCGCGCUGGCCACAGUGCAGCUCACCCUCGCGAGCCUGCUGUACCACUUCGACUGGGCGCUGCCGGCCGGCGUUCGUGCCGACGACGUCAACCUCGACGAGGUCUUCGGGCUCGCCACCAGGAAGAAGGAGCCGCUGUUCGUCGUCGUCAGGAACAACGAGCAGUACGAGUUUAAGGGGGAGGAGUUGAACGAGGUCCAAGACUAGCUAGCUAACAAAUUGCGAUCAUUAAGCUACCAUUUCAAGAGCUCAUGUCCAAGAAUAAGAUGUAUCUGUUCACAUUGUCAAUAAACGCCAGCCUUCAUAAUUGAGCAUUAGGGUCACUGUU
Messenger RNA from Setaria italica (foxtail millet), 1893 nucleotides. Its product is annotated as cytochrome P450 71A1. Gene Ontology annotation, molecular function: oxidoreductase activity, acting on paired donors, with incorporation or reduction of molecular oxygen; monooxygenase activity; iron ion binding. Bases 204 to 1772 code for a protein of 522 amino acids. The record is from RefSeq and is a predicted model, not a curated record. Lineage: Eukaryota; Viridiplantae; Streptophyta; Magnoliopsida; Poales; Poaceae. The transcript is spliced from 2 exons.